GACACCAAAACUUUGUUGACUAAUUUCACAAACCCAGUUCUAACUCGAGCCACUUUUUCACCCUUUCUUCUAACAAUCAGAUCGACAGCUGAUCUCGAACAGAGAAACUAAACUAUUUCUAUUCUAACAUGGUGCGAGAAGUAAUCAACAUCCACGUAGGACAGGCGGGAGUGCAAAUGGGCAAUGCAGUUUGGGAACUGUACUGUCUCGAGCACGGAAUCGACCCCGAGGGAAGGAUGCCCUCAGACACCUCUGUCGGCAAAGAGGACGACUCCUUCAACACCCACUUCUCCGAAACGGGCACUGGACAACACGUCCCUCGGGUUCUAUUCGUGGACUUGGAACCAGGAGUCAUAGGUGAAAUCAAGAGUGGACCCUACAAGAAGCUGUACAACCCGGACUGUUUGAUUGACAGCAAAGAGGAUGCGGCCAAUAAUUACGCGAGAGGACACUACACGAUUGGCAGGGAGAAAAUAGAGGAAGUAAUUGAGAGGAUGAAUAGAGUGGCAGAGGAGUGCAGUGGUCUACAGGGCUUCACGGUGUUCCAUAGCUUUGGAGGAGGCACUGGGUCUGGGUUCGCGGCUCUCCUCAUGGAGAGACUGUCCAUGGAGUACCAGAAGAAGUGCAAACUAGAUUUCUGCGUCUAUCCAGCACCCAACUUGGCCACUUCAGUUGUGGAGCCCUACAACGCCAUCCUGUCGACACACACGACUAUGGAACACACAGAUCUGACAUUCAUGGUGGACAAUGAGGCCAUUUUCGACAUCUGCAAACUGCACCUCAAGAUCAACAACCCCACCUACACCAAUCUGAACAGACUCAUAUCCCAGGUCGUCUCAUCCAUCACUGCUUCACUACGAUUCCCAGGAUCUCUCAAUGUGGACUUGAAUGAAUUCCAGACGAACUUGGUGCCAUUUCCUCGGAUUCACUAUCCACUCGUAACCUAUUCACCCAUCAUCUCGGCGGAGAAAGCUCAAAUGACCGCUCUUUCUGUCAGUGAGAUCACUUUGAACUGUUUUGAGCCGCAAAGUCAGAUGGUCAAAUGCAACCCAAGAGAGGGUAAGUACAUGGCUGUUUGCCUGCUAUACAGAGGUGAUGUGAGUUCAAAUGAUGUGAACAAGGUCAUCAGCGUUCUGCAGAAGCGAAAGAACAUCAGCUUUGUAGACUACAUUUCCACUGGAUUUAAAGUUGGUAUCAACGGAACUGUUGCAAAGACUGUACCUGGUGGUGACUUGGCAGAAGUUCCCAGGUCAGUUUGCAUGAUCAGCAACACUUCGGCUAUCGCAGAUGCUUGGAGACGACUGUGCGAGAAAUUCGAUCUGAUGUACCAGAAACGAGCCUUUGUACACUGGUAUGUCGGAGAAGGAAUGGAGGAAGCUGAAUUCAAUGACGCUAGAGAGGACCUGGCAGUGCUUGAACAGGACUACGAAGAAGUUGUAGCAAGUGAGAAUGCUCAAGAGGACGAGGACGUAUAUUAAUCAACAGAACAUAAUUCAAAAGUUCUGUGGAAUAACAAUGUACAAUGAUUGCUGCGUCCUUUGCAAAAACAAACUUUUGCAAAAACAAAAUUUAUUCCUGCAAGUUUCGUUCAAAAAUCAAAAACAAGUAAAUAUGUGGCUCAACAA
Symsagittifera roscoffensis is the source of this 1625-nucleotide messenger RNA. RefSeq names its product tubulin alpha chain-like. The record is from RefSeq and is a predicted model, not a curated record. Gene Ontology annotation, molecular function: GTP binding; structural constituent of cytoskeleton. Gene Ontology annotation, biological process: microtubule cytoskeleton organization; mitotic cell cycle. Bases 129 to 1478 code for a protein of 449 amino acids. Gene Ontology annotation, cellular component: microtubule; cytoplasm. NCBI's taxonomy places the organism in Eukaryota, Metazoa, Xenacoelomorpha, Acoela, Convolutidae. The transcript is spliced from 8 exons.